UCUGAAUUACAACUGGUUAAAAUUGCGUGUGUGUGUGUGUGUGUGCGUGUGUGUGUGUGUUUUCUCAUGAGACUGAAAGCGAAUAAAGUUUAUCCUUCAGUUUUAGUACUUUAUUCCUGAGACAGCUGGAGCUCUUUGAAGUAAAUGUGUUAAAAUAUUGAAUAAAUAAUGGGGGAUUUCCGAGCGGAAAGUGAAAGUUGAGCACCACCCAUAUACAUUCAAGAUGCGAGACAACAGCAGCACAUCGACUUCUUCUGAGGGGCAGGAAUGGGCAUCAAUACGUGCCUUUUGUGUCCGCAGCACAGUUGUUUAAAGUGGUUUACUGAAAGGAGAAAGCACCAAAAAAGAAGGGGCAUUCCAACAAGGCCGUGUCAGGAGGGGUAAUACAAGAUGAUUAAAGAUGAAACACCUAUUUUGGAUGGUAUUCGCUUGUUUAGUUAGGAAAGUCCAGCACCCUUUAUCCACAGUGACGGUCGCACCUGGAGGUAACGCCACCCUGGGCUGCUCUUUCUCUGCAAGUCUCAAUAUUAACAGCCUCAUCGUAAACUGGCAGUAUGGAGAUACUGUGGUCCACAGCUUUUAUCUGGGUAAAGAUCAGCUAGAGAGACAGGGGGCCAACUACAGGGGGCGGACUCACCUGUUUAAAGAGGAGCUGCUGAAAGGAAAUGCAUCGCUGCUUUUAACCGCUGUGCGGUCGGAGGAUGUGGGCGACUACACCUGCCAUAUCACCAACGAGCAGGGGAGUACUAGUGAAAAAAUAAAGGUCAUAAUGGCUGCUCCUUUUGAUGAACCUCUACUAUCUCUGCAGCCCACCUGCGACAGCAUCAAUAUCACUGUCACCGUGUCCAAUGGUUAUCCAGAGCCAGAGUUUAAAUGGCAUGACUCCUCCGGCAGGGAGCUAAACCAGACACAAUCUUCAGUUCUGCUGGACUCCAGGGGGCGCUAUCAAGUGUCCAGCACCAUUAACUUCCAGUCAAACAGUAUAGAGACAAUCAGUGUGGAAAUCAAGUUAGAAGUUCUGAACCAGAACAUAAUCCGCUCACUGCUGCUACAUCCUCCUCCAGAAUAUUGCCAAGAUUGCUGUCAGGUGACCCCCACUUCACGAGGCGGGGUAUCCGUGGCUCUUUCCUUUUUGCUCUUUAUAGUCUUGGUUAUUCUGAUAUUGUGUUUAAUAAAAUAUAAUAAAAAGUCUUCUGAUGGACCGAGGGAACAAGAACAUACAUUGGCUGAACCGUCUACAAGCACUUCCCUUUGAUUCUACACUCACUGUAUAUGUUUUCAGAUCCAUUUGAAAAAUACUGGAAUUGUGUACUUUUUGUAACAUUUUUGCUAAAUUGUGUACAAAGAUAUAUAGCAUUACAAUGUGUUUAUCUAACUUAUUGUUUGUUUUAUUAAAAUUUUACUCAUACAAUAUAUGUUGUACAAUAUUAUAUUAAUUAUUACUAUUAAUACUGUCAAACUAUUUCUGUAUUUAUUUUUUCUGGACCACUUUAAGGCUCAUGAAUCUUCUGUUCUACCACAUCCCAAGAAUUCUCCUACUGCAUUAAAAGCUGCAGACUGAACAGCUGGA
Messenger RNA from Astyanax mexicanus (Mexican tetra), 1570 nucleotides. Its product is annotated as CD276 antigen-like. Lineage: Eukaryota; Metazoa; Chordata; Actinopteri; Characiformes; Acestrorhamphidae. The record is from RefSeq and is a predicted model, not a curated record. The coding region runs from base 401 to 1255 and encodes 284 amino acids. The transcript is spliced from 7 exons.